AUGUCGUCUCUAUUCAGCCAGAACUCGAGCGAUUCAAAUCGGUUUACCAAUCUGUCGAUUAAGUUUCCGCAGCAACAGCAGACUAUCUCGCAGCAACAAGGCAGUAAUCUGCAACCCCAGAGUAGCCAACAGGCUGCGAUUGCGUCGCAGGGACAGUUUGUACCCAAUGAGGAGAAGCCUCCUCGGUGGUUCAACAACCCGCGGAAGCGGACCAUCCCCCAGAACAUCAUUAAGAGAUCUUCGAAGCCCACGUCGUCCGAAGGGCCUACGCCGGCUCCCAGCUCCGGAAAUAGCUCUUCCACAUCGCACUCUGGAUUUGGGUCUGUGACUUUUGGGUCCAAGAAGUCCAACAUCUUCAAUACGCGGGCGAACACCCAGGGGCACGACAUGAUGACCCCUGGGAACGUGAUUGAUUCGAAUGAGGCACCCCCAACCAAAUCACUUUACGACCUGCAGCGAGAGGACGAAUUUGGCUCUGUAAUUCCAUCUGGUGUCGGUGAGCAACGGCAGCAACCGCUAGCACUUGCGAAGUCCAAGGACGCCACUUUGAUGCGCAAUGUGUUCGACCGGGAACUUGAGCCCAAGAAGGUCAAGAAGGACGACCAGUCGGCAUCGGCUUCUGCCAGUCACAACGAGAGCGCAGUGCUUGUAUUUGGAUAUCCGGAAUCCAUUUCUAACCAGGUGAUCUUACAUUUUUCGAAGUUCGGCAACAUUUUGGAGGACUUUGAGGUCUUACGUGGAGUCUCUGGCAUGCGGCCGACGGCCAUGAAGGUCUCUGGGAGGCAGCAUACGGAAAAUCGGAAGAAGUAUCCUAUCUUCACUGGUGACGGUUGGAUAAAGCUAACCUAUGACUCUCCAUCAUCAGCGCUACGUGCACUGCAAGAAAACGGUACCGUUUAUGGUGGUUGCCUCGUGGGUUGUGUGCCAUACAGCAAACAGGCCGUAGAACAGCUUGCUUCUUGUCACAUUGAGAAGGCUGACGAUAUUGGAGGCGUUAAUUUCAGCGUCGCACAGACACCCAACAACUCUCUAAACGCCGGUCAUCCGAAUGGUGAUGAUCAGCCCGUGCCAGGAUCUCGAGAGGAUGACCACGCGAGAUUUACCUUUUCAACCAGAAUGUUAGAUAUUAAAGAUGGCAAAUCGUUGCUGGUGCAUAAUGGCAAUGCCCAUAAUCAGAAUUUUUUGAAGAACUUGGAGGAUAAAAUGCGGCAUCAUGAUGCGCAUACGCAAGCCAACAAAGGGGUCUUAAGCAAAGUGAACAAUUGGCUUUUUGGCUGGAACGAAUUGUGA
Molecule: messenger RNA, 1290 nt
Organism: Eremothecium gossypii ATCC 10895
Lineage: Eukaryota; Fungi; Ascomycota; Saccharomycetes; Saccharomycetales; Saccharomycetaceae
Product: FG-nucleoporin ASM4
Exons: 1
Coding region: 1-1290 (429 amino acids)
Biological process (GO): NLS-bearing protein import into nucleus; regulation of DNA-templated transcription; nuclear pore organization
Cellular component (GO): nuclear pore nuclear basket; nuclear membrane; nuclear pore central transport channel
Molecular function (GO): single-stranded DNA binding; structural constituent of nuclear pore; phospholipid binding
Source: RefSeq, marked provisional